This is a messenger RNA of Amborella trichopoda, 6626 nucleotides long. RefSeq names its product phospholipid-transporting ATPase 1. Gene Ontology annotation, molecular function: ATP binding; magnesium ion binding; ATPase-coupled intramembrane lipid carrier activity. Gene Ontology annotation, cellular component: plasma membrane. The record is from RefSeq and is a predicted model, not a curated record. Gene Ontology annotation, biological process: phospholipid translocation. NCBI's taxonomy places the organism in Eukaryota, Viridiplantae, Streptophyta, Magnoliopsida, Amborellales, Amborellaceae.
CUCUCUAGAUCUCCCCUCUAUGCCCUUUUAUUUCUCUCUCUAUGUUCUGUUAUCUAUCACUUCUUUGUCUCUAAAUUUUAUCUUGAUCUCUCCUUUCUCUCUCUAAUUAAUUCAGCAAUUAAUGGUCAUCGAAACUUUUUAAGUAGAUAGAUAUUAUCCAAAUUCUACGCAUUACAAUUCUCUCUUUCUCUCUCUCCAGCUUCGUUUUCUGUCUCUUCUGCAAUUCUCACCUGUCGAAAACCCCUCUGAUCCAUUGCUCAGAACUUCAGAUUGAUCGCCACAAGACCGCUCUCAAAAACCCUAGCUUCUCUAAGCCUGCCAUGACAGUACAAAACAAGAGAGAGACAGAAAAAACCAUAGAAAAAAAAAGACAAUUAUGAAAGCAGUUGCUUUUUUGAUCUCAGGACCGGCAUCAGGAGCAGCAAUGCCUUUGGAUUCAGUGCUAUAAAGGAUUGUUUUGCCUGCUUUUUGCUGGUUUCGAGAAGAUAGAGGCGAAAUCAUGGAGAUCGCAUUUAUUUAGCGUUAAGAGAGAACUAUUGAGAUGCCAAAGUUCAUGCUUUGAAGUGGGGGUUUACGGCAGAUGAAGGGUGGACUUGCAGAGAACCAUUGAGAUGCGAAAGUUCAUGGUUUGAAGUGGUGGGUUACUGCAGAUAAGGGGAGGAUAGGAAAUGACAAGUUUGGUUCACUUAUAGAAUCAUUAAGAAUUUAGGUUUGAAAACACUGGGAUAAGGGAUAUUUUCUUUGUGGUGAGGUCUUCAUUUUCUUCCACUGGAAAGUAUGACAUUAUGCUGAAAACAGUCAUCUAGGUGAAUUAAAGAUAAGGCAAAGGGGAGUGAAGCUAAACUUCCCAGUGUUAGAUUUGUUUUUAUGAAGAUAGGGUUCUGAGUCUGUUGACAUUUAUUAACAAGGAUAUUUCAUUUUUCUGUGCAUAUGGAAAGUGGGAAUCUGGGGUUGCUGGAUUUGUUGUGUGAAGGCAGACAUUUUGAUGCCUUACUCAUCAAUGAAUGUUAGUCAUGCCAAUGUAUUCGAUGAAUGAGGCGAAAGCAGUGAAUAUUUGCAUAAAGUCUCCCUGCUUGGAGACUGAUUAUUAUUUUUAGCCCUGUAUGUUUUGUGCACCUCGUUUGGACAGUAUUCCAAGUUGAGGGGAAUCAAACAAGAAUGAUGCACUAAUUUCAGAGCUGCAAUGUGGUCUUGUUUUUUAUUUUCCAUCAACUUGAGUUUUCCAAAGGUUUGUGUUGGAACUUAACUUCACAUAAUAACCUUUAGGUUCUUCUGGCAACCUUUACCUUGCAUAAGUCCAAAUGUCUUUUGAGGAAGAAUUGGGUGCUAGAUGAUAUGUAUCACUGUUUUCUUCUUUCAAGCAAAUUUCCCUGGCUGAUGCAUUUUGGCCAGAAGGGGAAAACUUUUACAGGCCUUAUAAUUAAAUGUUCCUCUUGAAAGAUUAUGACUUCUGGGCAACCAUUGCUGUUUUCUCAGAAUGCUAGUGAUUCUCUAUCACUUGAUGCCCCUCCCCCUCUGAAACGUGGAUCAUUUAGUUGCCUUUGUCGAACUGGGUCAGUUUCUUCUUCUCAUGUGAGCUCUACCUUCUCAGACUUAGAUGAUGCCCAAAGCCAUUUCGUGGAUGCAAAAAAUGAGUCACUAUCCCGUAGAAAGCUAAGUUGGGAUGUUGCAUCCAUUGGAGAAAGGGAUUUGGGCAGGAAUUUAUAUGAGUCGGAGUGUACUUUUCCCACCACCAGGUUUCAAUCUGCAGAAUCUCAGUUUUUUCAGCACGUGUUAUCCGAAUGCCAUUCCCAACCAGCACAAUCAGUCUCUGCUUUUAGUGGGCACCAUAUGGAACAUGAUAAGUCCUCUGAUCUGUUAAGCCGAAGUGCUCUUGAAAUCUCGAGUGGCCCCUCUAUGUAUAUACCUACUGAUACAGCCUCUUCUUCGAGGCGAGAAAAGCUAAAUCAUCAGAGGACUCGCCGAAAGAGUUGGGCAAAUGAGGAUAUCUUGUCUUCCGAAGAGAACGCACGAUUUAUUCAUAUAAAUGAUCCUAGAAGAACCAAUGACAAGUAUGAGUUUACUGGAAAUGAGAUUCGGACCAGCAAGUAUACCGUUAUAACUUUCCUGCCCAAGAAUUUAUUCAUCCAAUUUCAUAGAGUGGCUUAUAUAUAUUUUUUGGUCAUUGCUGCUUUGAAUCAACUUCCACCUCUUGCUGUCUUUGGGAGAACUGUUUCUCUAUUCCCUCUUCUUUUUGUUUUGUUUGUCACUGCUAUCAAAGAUGGGUAUGAAGAUUGGCGGAGGCACCGAUCAGAUAGGAAAGAAAAUAAUAGAGAGGCCAAAGUUCUUCAAGGUGCUAGGUUUUACUCAAAGGAAUGGAAGAAGAUAAGAGUUGGUGAGAUAUUAAAAAUCCAUGCUGAUGAAACUAUUCCAUGUGAUAUGGUUUUAUUGCGUAGUAGUGACCCCAGUGGAAUUGCUUAUGUCCAGACUAUGAAUCUUGAUGGAGAGUCGAACUUGAAAACAAGGUAUGCAAGGCAAGAGACUGCUUCAACAGAUUAUGAAUCUGAACAUGUAACUGGACUCAUCAGAUGCGAACAACCCAAUAGAAAUAUAUAUGAGUUCACCGCAAACAUGGAAUUUGGUGGUCAGAGAAUACCUCUUGGUCAAUCAAAUAUUGUUCUUCGGGGUUGCCAGCUAAAAAAUACUGAUUGGAUUAUUGGGGUGGUGGUAUAUGCUGGUCAAGAAACUAAAGCAAUGUUGAAUAGUGCAAUUUCACCUUCAAAGAGAAGUAAAUUGGAAGGUUACAUGAACAGGGAAACCUUGUGGUUAUCAGUGUUUCUAUUUGUCAUGUGCGCUGUAGUGGCUUUUGGGAUGGGUUUGUGGCUGGAGAGGCACAUGGAUCGGCUUGAUACCUUGCCAUUUUAUAGGAGAAAAUACUUCACAAAAGGUCAAGAGAAUGGAAAGAGAUAUAACUAUUAUGGCUUACCAUUGGAAAUCUUCUUUUCCUUUUUGAGCUCUGUCAUAGUAUUCCAAAUUAUGAUACCCAUAUCUCUCUAUAUAUCAAUGGAGUUGGUUCGAUUAGGGCAAUCAUACUUCAUGAUUGGAGAUACCAGGAUGUAUGAUUGCAGUUCAGACUCGAGGUUCCAAUGCCGAUCCCUAAAUAUUAAUGAGGAUUUGGGUCAGAUAAGGUAUGUCUUUUGUGAUAAGACGGGGACUCUGACUGAGAACAAGAUGGAAUUUCGCAAGGCUAGUAUCCAUGGACAAAACUACGGCAACUCCUCUUACUUAGCUGAUCAACAGAUGCAGGAUACCUCUGAGGGCCGUCCAGGGAAAGGAGGCAUUGCAGAUACUAUUAGCAGACAGAGGUGGAAGCCUAAGACUGUAGUCAAAGUGGAUCCUGAACUCGUGGCAUUGUUACACAAGGAAUUAGUUGGAGAGGAAAGAAUUGCUGCACAUGAAUUUUUCCUCACUUUGGCAGCGUGUAAUACUGUUAUUCCGAUAAAAACUGGAAAACGACUUUCUACAGAUCUUUCUUUUGGUGAAUUUUAUGAAGAACCUGUGGUUAUUGAUUAUCAAGGGGAGUCUCCUGAUGAACAAGCUUUAGUAUGUGCUGCCUCUGCUUAUGGCUACACACUUAUGGAGCGUACAUCUGGGCAUAUUGUAAUUGACAUCCAUGGGGAAGAGCAGAGGUUGGAUGUGUUGGGUUUGCAUGAGUUUGACAGUGUACGGAAAAGGAUGUCGGUGGUGGUUAGAUUUCCCGAUGAUUCAGUGAAGGUCUUGGUUAAAGGUGCUGACAGUUCCAUCUUCAAUAUACUUGCAGAAGUGACUGACCAAAGAGAGGAUCAAUCUACUGGUAUACGAUGUGCAACCCAGAAUCAUUUAAAUGAAUAUUCAUUGCAGGGAUUGCGUACCCUGGUACUUGCUUCGAGGGAUCUCUCUGAAAUGGAGCUUGAAGAGUGGUUUCAGAGCUACCAAGAGGCAAGCACUUCAUUAACCGAGAGGUCUGCAAAGCUACGUCAAACUGCAUCUCUUAUUGAGUGUAAUCUGAAUCUUCUUGGGGCUACAGGAAUUGAAGACAGAUUGCAAGAUGGUGUACCAGAAGCCAUAGAAUCCCUAAGGCAAGCAGGAAUUAAAGUUUGGGUUCUCACUGGUGACAAACAGGAGACUGCAAUUUCUAUUGGUCUUUCAUGUAAACUCCUUACACACCACAUGCAACAGAUUAUUAUCAAUGGCAGUUCAGAGGAGGAAUGUAAGAACCUUUUGGCAGAUGCCAAGGCCAACUAUGGCAUUAAACCACAAGGUUGCAGGAGCAAAAAUUCGAAAUGGAAGAAAAACAUUGAUAGUGAUCAAACAGAGGUUGAGAAUCCGAAUGACUAUGUGACACCUGGCAGUACUUUUCCCAAAACCGGGUUGCACCUGAGAUACAGUUUUGAUACUGAAGACUUGCCUGAACAAUAUGGUGCCAAAGUAGCAAGCACAAUGAAUCAACAACUUGCACUCAUUAUAGAUGGCAACAGUCUCGUCUAUAUCUUGGAGAAAGACCUACAACCAGAGCUUUUUGAUUUGGCAGUUUCCUGUAGAGUAGUACUUUGUUGCCGUGUUGCUCCUCUGCAAAAAGCUGGUGUUGUGGAUCUUAUAAAGAGCAGGACAAAUGACAUGACGUUAGCAAUUGGAGACGGAGCUAAUGAUGUCUCCAUGAUUCAAAUGGCGGAUGUUGGAGUUGGCAUAUGUGGUCAAGAAGGGCGUCAAGCAGUGAUGGCAUCGGAUUUUGCUAUGGGGCAGUUCAGGUUUUUGAAAAGAUUGCUGCUUGUGCAUGGACAUUGGAACUACCAGCGUGUUGGUUAUUUGGUUUUGUACAAUUUCUACAGAAAUGCUGUGUUUGUAAUGAUGCUAUUUUGGUACAUAUUAUGCACGGCUUUCUCUACAACUUCUGCAUUGACAGAUUGGAGCAGUGUGUUUUACUCCGUGAUAUACACAUCUGUCCCAACAAUUGUUGUGGGUAUUCUUGACAAAGACCUAAGUCAUAGGACUCUCCUCCGUUAUCCUAAACUUUAUGGUGCUGGGCAUCGGCAAGAGAGUUACAACAUGCGUCUCUUUUGGCUCACAAUGAUCGAUACACUUUGGCAAAGUCUAGUGCUCUUCUAUGUGCCUUUGUUUGCCUACAGAAACAGUACAAUUGAUAUAUGGAGUAUGGGCAGUUUGUGGACAAUUGCGGUGGUUGUGCUUGUCAAUGUUCACUUGGCCAUGGACAUCCAGCGUUGGAUAUUAAUCACUCAUAUUGCAUUAUGGGGUUCUAUAGUCAUCACAUAUAUUUGUCUUGUGGUAUUGGAUUCCAUACCUGACUUUCCUAAUUACUGGACUAUUUACCAUUUAGCAUUGUUCCCAACCUAUUGGCUCAAUAUUCUGCUUAUAACAGUUUUAGCAUUGCUUCCCCGGUUCCUUCUCAAAGUUCUCCAGCAGAUGUUUUGGCCUUCUGAUAUUCAGAUAGCUAGAGAAAAUGAGAUAUUGAAGAGACGCCAUUUGGGUGUCAAAUCUGAUGAAGCUACGAGCUCGCGUCAAUGGGGAGCUCAAUGGUGAUCGAAUAAGUUCCAGGUACGUGCAAGGUUGCCCUUGCGGCUCCUGCUUUCCACAUGUAUCAUCUGAGAUAUACUGCCGCAUCCUCCAAGGCCAGCAAAUAUGGAUGUAUUGGGGAAAUAAAUAUUGAAUACUUGCUUGCCCUUACGGGUUUUGUAAUAUAGUCAGAGUUGUAUCCCAAUAUCCAGUUUCAGUUUACACCAUUCUGUCUCUAUUCAUUUACACCAUGCUGUCCCUAUUCAUUGGGUUGGAGUGGAAUUGAUGUUUUUUCUCCUCCUAGUUCAGACGAGUGUUGUCAUCGUUCCUAAUCCUCGAUUAAAAGUCAUUGUAUUUGUGGGUUCUUUCAUGCUAGUUUCAAAAUUUAUUACAUGCAUGAGCACUCACAUAGUGAAGCUAGUUUGGCCUUACUAUGCAGAGCAUAAUGCAUGGGGUUUUAUCAUUUUCCGAGUAACAAAUUACUUACUAUCCCAAAACACAAUGUUGAAAGGCCAUAUAUUUUAAUGGUCCUAUUUUCUGAAGCAAAGACAAGUCUAGAAAAAGAAGACAUUGGUUGCUGCGCUUUAUAUUUCAUGCUCUAAUUGGGUGGCUCUUUGCCACUUCUCUACAAAGUUAGUUGCUUAAAAGUGUGAGACAGGAAAUGUGUAUGUGUUGGGAAACAUUGGAAAGAGUUUCGAUCCUCAAGAAAAUGAAGGGCCACCGAUUGAGAAGAUUCUGAGAAUGAGAUCUUCUCUAUUUCGUGCACAUAUCCAAGCGAACGCUGGGAUCUCACUGCGAAGUCUCGUGCGUGAGUUGUAAAUGAAAUGAGAGUGAUUCAAAGUGGUAACAGAAAGAAUCAGAGUUCCCAAGGCAAGAUUUGCACCAAGUAUGAAGAAUGUCCAAAGUUAUUGGUGAACAGUGCUAGAGCUAGAGCUAGUGCUUUCUCUUGGUGCUUAUUUUUUAUGGGAUGAUACUAUGAUAAUUAUUGUCAAUUAUAAAAGGAAAAUAUUACACGAGAAUGAUCAUUUAUCUCUUGGGCUUGUAUACUAUAGGACCAUUUAUCUUGUGGGUGAAGUUCUGUUCUUUUUUCUUUGGUA